Molecule: messenger RNA, 4741 nt
Organism: Choloepus didactylus (southern two-toed sloth)
Lineage: Eukaryota; Metazoa; Chordata; Mammalia; Pilosa; Megalonychidae
Gene: HECTD2
Product: HECT domain E3 ubiquitin protein ligase 2
Exons: 21
Coding region: 136-2466 (776 amino acids)
Biological process (GO): protein polyubiquitination
Molecular function (GO): ubiquitin protein ligase activity
Source: RefSeq, a predicted model, not a curated record
GCGGACGGGGGCGGGGCGGCGGCGGCGGUUGAAAGCGGCGGCCAGAGCCCUCUCGCGGCCGUGGCUGCAGCAGCGCCAACCCCAGCAGCAGCCUGGCGGCCACCGCCGCCUCACACUCCCGCCGCCCGGCCCGACAUGAGUGAGGCGGGUCGGGUGCCCUCGCCCGCCGCGUCGCCGGCGGUGGCGACGGCUGCGCCGGAGGAGAAGAGAGGGAAGGAGCCUGAGCGCGAGAAACUGCCGCCCAUCGUGUCGGCGGGCGCCGGCGCGACUGCGGGUUUGGACAGAGGAGCCAAAGGACAAAUUCCCACUAUCAGCAGUUUUAUUUCAACUGUUAGCCAGAAGAAAGAAGCUGCUGAAAACAGAAGUUCACCUACACAUCUUGUUUUCCCUAACAUCAAGAAUGUGAGAGACCUACCACCUAUUUGUCUCGAUGUUAGACAAAAACAGCGCAUCUCUAUAGAUGCAUUUUCAUCUGAAAUGAAGGCCCCAGUCCUUCCAGAAUCUACCAUUCCUAUCCAGCCCAAAACUAUGAAAGAGUUUCAGGAUGAUAUAGAAAAAGUUAAGUCAUCAGGAGAUUGGAAAGCAGUACAUGAUUUUUAUUUAACAACGUUUGAUUCUUUCCCAGAACUAAAUGCUGCAUUUAAGAGAGAUGUGAAUGCCUCAUUUAAUACCAUUGAAGACUCUGGGAUUAACGCUAAAUUUGUGAAUGCUGUAUAUGAUGCUUUACUUAAUACUCCUCAAGACAUUCAGAAGACAGUGUUAAAGGGAAUCAUUAACAACCUGUUAAGAGAAUGGAAAGGUCCACGAACAAAAGAUGAUCUUAGAGCAUAUUUUAUACUUUUACAGAAUCCUCAAUUUAAUAACACAUCUACGUAUGUCAUCUAUGCUCACUUGCUACGACAGAUAGCUACCUUAGUGGAAGCUGACCAUCAUUUCCUAAUUCACUGGUUUAAAAAAUUAUCCCAGAAGAGGUUCAAACAAUUGGUAGAGAGAUUGCUGCAAUUUAUUUCUUUACGCCUGUUUCCCGCCAAGCCUGAAGAAUUUCCACCUAUAACAAAGUGUUCCUGGUGGAUUCCAUCAGCAUCUAAAGUAUUGGCUUUACUUAAUACUGCAAACAAUUUGGUUCACCUUCCCCUUAUUCCUUAUACUGAUUUUUAUAAUUUUACAUUGGAUCAUAUUGAUCUCAUGGAAGAAUAUCAUACGUGGCAGAGCUUUGGAAACUCUCACAGGUUUUCCUUCUGUCAGUACCCAUUCGUUAUUUCUAUAACUGCAAAAAAAAUCAUUAUUCAAAGAGACUCAGAACAACAGAUGAUAAGCAUCGCAAGGCAAAGUCUGGUGGACAAAGUAUCUCGAAGACAGAGACCUGAUAUGAAUAUGUUGUUUCUAAAUAUGAAAGUAAGGCGGACACAUCUGGUUAGCGAUUCACUUGAUGAGUUAACCCGGAAAAGAGCAGACUUGAAAAAGAAGUUGAAAGUUACAUUUGUAGGGGAAGCUGGUUUGGAUAUGGGUGGUUUGACUAAAGAAUGGUUUCUUCUUCUAAUUCGUCAAAUAUUUCAUCCAGAUUAUGGCAUGUUUACAUAUCACAAGGAUUCACACUGCCAUUGGUUUAGCAGUUUUAAAUGUGAUAACUAUUCUGAAUUCCGAUUGGUUGGUAUUCUUAUGGGACUAGCUGUUUAUAACAGCAUCACCUUGGAUAUCCGCUUCCCUCCCUGCUGUUACAAGAAAUUAUUGAGUCCUCCCAUCGUUCCCAGUGAUCAAAAUACAACAGUAGGCAUCUGCAAUGUUACCAUUGACGACUUAAGUCGAAUUAUGCCUGAGUUGGCCCAUGGAUUAAGUGAACUCUUAUCACACGAAGGCAAUGUUGAAGAAGAUUUCUACUCAACAUUCCAGGUUUUUCAAGAAGAAUUUGGAAUAAUUAAAUCCUAUAAUUUAAAGCCAGGUGGUGAUAAAAUUACAGUUACCAAUCAAAAUAGAAAAGAAUAUGUGCAGCUUUAUAUUGACUUUCUUCUCAACAAAUCCAUCUAUAAGCAGUUUUCUGCAUUUUAUUAUGGAUUUCAUAGUGUGUGUGCUUCAAAUGCACUGAUGCUGCUUCGUCCGGAAGAGGUUGAAAUCCUGGUCUGUGGAAGUCCUGAACUGGAUAUGCAUGCUCUGCAGAGAAGUACUCAGUAUGAUGGCUAUGCAAAAACUGACUUGACUAUAAGAUACUUUUGGGAUGUUGUGCUUGGAUUUCCUCUUGAUCUUCAAAAGAAGUUGCUACAUUUUACUACAGGAAGCGACAGAGUACCUGUAGGUGGGAUGGCUGAUUUGAACUUUAAAAUCUCAAAGAAUGAAACUUCUACUAACUGGUUACCUGUGGCCCAUACCUGCUUCAAUCAACUUUGCCUUCCCCCCUACAAGAGCAAAAAAGACCUGAAACAGAAAUUGAUCAUCGGAAUUUCAAAUGCGGAAGGUUUUGGACUUGAGUAACCGAAAUGACUUGAAAUAUAAUAUUUUAUAUGUAGCAUUCACUUCCCUCUUAUUGUGCCUUUAACCUUUUUGUGUUUCUGUCUCAAACACCUUGACAAAGCUUGCCAAUUUUAAAACACUGAUUUUUUAAAAAAUCAAAUAUGAAAUAUGUUCAGUGAAGGCAUGAUUUUCUAAAAACACAGAAAUUGCUCAACUGAGGAAUAUAUCAGAUAGCAAAGACAGAUAUGGGUCCAGUCCCUCUUUUUUAUAGCACUUUAUCAUGCUCCACAAGUAGUUUGUCACAGGUGUUCCACUGGGAAAGGAGAGUAUGGUGAGGAAUGCAUUUAUGACAUAGUCAACCCAGUGGCAGAUUGUGUGUUACUAGCACACAGUAGCAAAGCAGAUAGCUACAUUAUCAUUAAUAUAAGGCAUGUAGCCAUAUUUUCAUAUAGAGGUAAACAGUAUAAUUGCAAAUGCAAUUUACAGGGUUUUUUGAUAUAUUGGCAUUGGUCCUAUAAGAUUCUUUUCAACUGUUGCUGAAAAGCAUGUAAAUAACUACAUAGCCUGAGAAUAAUGGGAUUUUGAUAGUGCCAUUUAUUGCUAAAGAUUUAUUUUUACAAAGUAAAUUCAGGGUUUUAGAUGUGUAUACAGCUUUUACAAAUUAAUAAAGAUUGUACAAGAGUGUAACUAUUUUCCGAUUAAUUGGAUUCAAGGUUAUGUUCUUUUAAGUAUUAUUAGUCUGCAUGCUCAUUGCAGUAAACUAGUUCUUUGAGUACCGUGUCUGUAAUAUUUGUAUAAUCAUUUCUUAUUAAGAUCAGGAUAUUAGAAAAUAAAUCAGAUCUAACUAAUCAUUGUUUAAGUCAAUUAUAAGCACAACGGAAAAGAACUGUUUAUAUAUAUAUAUAUAUACAUAUAUAUAUUUUGAUUGAUAUAUAAGGCUUGUUUCUAACAUUUUUGAUUACCAGUUGUCCUGAAACACUAAUUUUUGGAAAAGUUAGGAUAUAGUAUUUGACAAAAGUGAAUACAAUAAUAGCAUUUGUGUCAAAAUGAUGUAGCUUGGUAUAAAAAUGGAGUUCAUCGUUUUGGCCAAAUGUUUGUUUUUCACUGGAUUAUGAUUGUAGUAAAUUCAAAAGUACUUUUUGAGUGUUCUAAUAAAGUAGCAUGUGAAAAGAAACUACAUUUUAAGUCAGAUAGUAAAUGGUUUUUUUUUAAUUUACAGUAAAUGAAGCAGUUUUAUUAGCAUGUUAUAAAUGUUUCCAAAUCAAGACUUCUCUCUUAUACUUUGAUAGCCUUCCUUCAGAAAACUCUGAAGUUAUAUUUGCAAUAAUAAUGAUGCCAGCAUUUAGUACCAGCAUAUGGUUCACAUGCAAAUAAAUAUUUUCCGAUUUUUUUUCUGAGUUAGGCUAUUUUCUUGUUGCUGUGCUUCCUGUACCCAACCAGCAAAAUUCUUCAAGGGUGAAGAAACUAAUCUACAAUUAUGCAGCCAACCCACAUCUCUUUGAGAAAAAGGAGUUUCUUAGUUUUACUAUUCUCUUUCAGCGGAAGUAACUUCUGCUUUUUCAUAUGGGUUAUACUCUUUAAAGCGUUUUUCUUCUUAAAAAUCUUGAAGCAUUAAAGGCAUAUGGUUUUGUUUUGUUUUGCUCUGUUUUUAAUCCAUGCAAAUAAAACUGCUUCUCUCUUACACUGCUUGAACUAGAAAGUAAGAUGCUUAAUGUAGGUUGCUACUAACUAAUAAGCACAAAAGAAUUGUGUAAAAGAAACCAGAUUUAAUUGUUUUAAAUAAAAUGUAAACAAAGUUUUUAUUUGGUAGAGAUAACUCAUGGAAGAAAUGUGUUGGCUUGGUCUGCAUGUUUAAUGAUGUGCUUGUAUAUUGAUAGCUAAAUCACUUUUUAAAAUAAGAAGUACACAAGCAAGCCAAAUACAAGUCCAUAAAUAACUGGAAAAUUUUUGUUGUCUGUUGUUAUUAAGUUGAAAUUUAUAACCAUUUAUCACUAAAUUGCACAUUGCCUUUAUUUAUUCUGUUUUUGGUUUACAGUGUAAUAAUACCUCAUUUUUAAAAAAGAAAACACUACUGUUAUAUUUCAUUAAUUUAAACAGCCUAGGAAAUUCAUGUAGUUACUUUUUUAUAUAAUCUGUUAAUGAAUUCCUGAUUUUUGUAUCUGCCACAGUAAAUUAAAGCAUUGCACAGUGCUUAUCAGUAUUUACAAAAUGUUUUGUCCUUUUUAAAUCUUUGCUUAACCAUAUUUUUGUCUGUAUGAUCAGAAAUUUUUAACAAUCCCUCUUUUUGAACAAAUCU